AUGCAGCGUGCGCAAGCACUUGAAGCGUCUUACACGCGAGCGAUGCUUACCUUCAUGCUGGGCCUUCUUUGCAAAGAACACGAGAACAUGGACUUAGCAAAGCAAAUGGCAUCCUUUCUACUCUCCCAUGGAAUGCACAGCUCACUAAGAAACUACCUCGUCGCGCUUCCGAAGGACGCAAUAUCUGAGCAGGCCGACUGUGUGUCAUUGAUGCUUCGGCCACUGGCUCUUUUCGAUGAACCGACGACCGAGUUUGUUCAAGCUGGUGCCGCUGACGCAUCUUCAUAUGCACCACGAGCCGUGUUCCUCCGAACAUUUACCAGUGAGAUCCUGACGAUUCCUCACCUCUUGCAUCACAUGCCGAUUCCGUCUGUCAGCGCCCUUUCCUCCGCUUUUCCCAUGUCGGAAUUUAUGCACCACGUACAGUCUCUGGGUGCUUACUACGAUGUGACGUCUGGUGACAGCGCACUAGCCAACAAUCCCAUUCACUGCCCGUAUCUGCUGGCGAAUGUCAUCAUACUCACAGCUGUGCGUGUCAAGGCAAUGCAGAAUGGUUCCGAGAUAAGCCAAUAUCUGAUGAUGCUGGCAACUUUGCAAAACGCUUUACCCAAGUCUGUGUUUGCCGAUGAGGAUGCUUCUGUUGAUCAGAAAACGAAAAAUGAGCUACUCACUCUUGUAUCCUUUGCCCACAUCCGGUCAGUACUUGCGGCCAGUAUGCGAUCCCCACACAAUACGCGCCCAGCUCUGUGUGCAUUUCUUGUGGCGACGCUGUACACAUGGCCUGCGUCCGCACGCGAUUCAGUUCUUACGGCCAUGCUGUACGGAUAUGAUAAAGACGGUGUCACUCGCUCAGUGUACAUGGGUAUUUUAGCGCGUGAGUUGUGGCGUGGCUGGGUCCGUUCCUGCUCACUUGUUCGUUGUGUUGCAACGAAACAUCGCGGACUAGCAGCAAACGCAUCAAACGUGCGUGCAGUUGUUACAGACCCAACAUAUGCAAGUGAUUGGCCGCUCUUCCUGGUCUUGUGCAUUGAAUAUUCACGGUGUCUGAUGAUUUUGGGCGAUGACGAAUUUUAUCCUUCGAGUGCCAUCGAUACCCACGUGCCUAGUAGAAAUCCACUCACUCUUGACGAGCUUGAUACACUCAGUGGCCUGCUCCGGAAUAUUACCUUCGCUAUGUACUGGAACAGUGUGGACAUGCCCCCAGAACAUGCUCAUGUGCCAGGAACCCGUGUGCAGCUUGCACAAGUCCGUGAGUUAUGUACACGGCUCCUUCAGCAGCUCCAUACACGUGAUUCUCGCCGCUCCUUUGUGCGUGAGGGCCAUUGGCACAUGCUUGGACAGAAUGACCUAGGCUCAUUUAUCCACGCAGUUGUCCUUGAAGAAAGGGAACUCGCCUCUGCAAUCUCGCAUGAUGAAGAUGCAACAAAUGCACGCGCAACAAUUUCGGCACUGUCACAACGCACGCGUGCAUUCAUGACGCCGCGGCUAGAGGUGCUCAGUUACAUUCCAUUUGUCAUUCCCUUUGAUGUCCGGGUGGAGAUCUUUCGGCAGUUCGUGCGGAACGAUGCUGAGCGUUUAGGGAUUUCGCGCGACAUAUUUUCGCCCACACGCCGGCAUCGCGCGACGAUCCGCCGUGGACACAUUGCUGAAGAUGGUAUGGCGAAGCUCAACGGACUUGGACCGAGCUUGAAAGAACCACUGGAAAUUGUAUUUAUUGACCAGUGGGGUAUGCCGGAGGCAGGUAUCGAUGGCAGUGGCCUGUUUAAGGAGUUCCUUGUCUCGAUUAUCCGCGAGGUAUUCGACACAGAUCGCGGCCUGUGGUGUGCAAAUGAGCGACAAGAGUUGUAUCCGAAUCCGCACUCUUAUGCUCACGGCGAAGAGCAGUUGACGUGGUACACAUUUUUAGGUCGGAUUUUGGGGAAGGCAUUGUAUGAAGGGAUUCUAGUGGAUGUCAAGUUUGCUGACUUUUUCUUAACUAAAUGGUUGGGGCCAAAGGGAUACAUCGACGACCUUGCCAGUCUCGAGAGCCUGGACAGUGAUUUGUAUCGGGGUCUCAUUGCGCUCAAGAACUAUACAGGCAAUGUGGAAAAUGAUUUUGCAUUGAAUUUCACAGUGACCGACGAAGAGUUUGGUGUGCGAAUGAAUCGGGAGCUCAUUCCUGGUGGGAAUGAUGUCCCCGUGACGCGCGAAAACCGGCUCUCCUACAUCUAUUGUAUGACCAGGUAUCGGCUCAGCACACAAAUUGAGGACCAAUGCAAUGCGUUCUUCCAGGGCCUAAGUGAAAUGAUUGACCCGCGAUGGCUUCGUCUUUUCAACCGGGAAGAACUGCGAGUGCUCGUUUCAGGCGCAGAGAGUCCCAUCGACGUUGAUGAUCUCAGGCGCAACACAAUAUAUGGUGGCUAUCACGAGAAAGACAUGGCCGUACAGUACUUCUGGGAAGCCUUGUCACACUUUGAUCAAAGUUCUCUGAAAGCAUUUCUGCGUUUCGUCACAUCAUCGCCGAAUCCUCCACUAUUGGGCUUUGGUGAACUAAAUCCGAAAUUUGCCAUCCGACAUGCUGGUGACGACGUGACGCGGCUUCCUACAGCAAGCACGUGUGUAAAUCUACUCAAGCUUCCCGCCUACGAGUCAGUCGCACAAUGUGCAGACAAGCUUCGGUAUGCUAUUUAUGCAGGCGCUGGCUUCGACUUGUCUUAG
Molecule: messenger RNA, 2697 nt
Organism: Malassezia globosa CBS 7966
Lineage: Eukaryota; Fungi; Basidiomycota; Malasseziomycetes; Malasseziales; Malasseziaceae
Exons: 1
Coding region: 1-2697 (898 amino acids)
Biological process (GO): ubiquitin-dependent protein catabolic process; protein polyubiquitination
Molecular function (GO): ubiquitin protein ligase activity
Source: RefSeq, a predicted model, not a curated record